AUUUGUUAUCAAAGAAAAGAAAAAUCCAGAGCAGAGAAAACGAGAAGCCAUGGCGUGUGCGAGCUUGUGCUUGGGCGCCGCCGGCGCCCAAAUGCCCAUCGCCGGCGCCGGCGUGCCCUCUUUGUCGGUAUCGACCUCCAGGAGAGCAUCAGGGAGGAGCAGGGUUAGAAUGGCGGCGACGCUGCCCCCGAUUCCACCGCUGAACCCCAAGGAUCCUUUUCUCUCCAAGCUCUCGUCUAUCGCCGCUUCCUCGCCGGACAUCCUUUCUCAUAUCUCUUCUAAUUCUGAUAUUCCUCCGUUCCUUGAUCUAUUUGACAGCCCUACGCUCAUGGCCACGCCUGCUCAGGUGGAACGCUCUGUUUCCUACAAUGAACACAGGCCAAGGAAACCACCUCCUGAUUUGCCAUCUUUACUCCUCAAUGGGCGAAUUGUGUACAUUGGAAUGCCUUUGGUGCCUGCUGUCACGGAGCUUGUUAUUGCAGAAUUGCUUUAUUUGCAAUGGAUGGACCCAAAAGAACCUAUCUAUCUUUAUAUCAAUUCAACAGGGACAACUCGUGAUGAUGGUGAAACUGUCGGGAUGGAGACAGAAGGUUUUGCCAUUUAUGAUGCCAUGAUGCAAUUAAAGAAUGAGAUUCAAACUGUAGCUGUUGGAGCUGCUAUUGGCCAGGCAUGCCUACUUCUUGCUUCAGGGAAGAAAGGUAGACGAUUUAUGAUGCCUCAUGCCAAAGCAAUGAUCCAACAACCUCGUGUCCCGUCUUCUGGACAAAUGCCUGCAAGUGAUGUUCUCAUUCGUGCUAAAGAGGUGAUAAAUAAUAGAGACACACUCGUUAAACUUCUUGCAAAACACACCAAGAAUUCAACUGAGACAGUUUCAAAUGUGAUGCGGAGGCCAUUUUAGAUGGAUGCUGUAAAGGCCCAAGAGUUUGGUGUCAUCGACAAGGUAGCUUGAAUCUGCAAUUGUGUUUUAAUACUUCUAACUCAUACCAAUGUCAA
Messenger RNA from Dioscorea cayenensis subsp. rotundata (Guinea yam), 993 nucleotides. RefSeq names its product ATP-dependent Clp protease proteolytic subunit-related protein 3, chloroplastic. The record is from RefSeq and is a predicted model, not a curated record. The coding region runs from base 50 to 898 and encodes 282 amino acids. NCBI's taxonomy places the organism in Eukaryota, Viridiplantae, Streptophyta, Magnoliopsida, Dioscoreales, Dioscoreaceae. Gene Ontology annotation, biological process: protein quality control for misfolded or incompletely synthesized proteins. The transcript is spliced from 8 exons. Gene Ontology annotation, molecular function: ATPase binding; serine-type endopeptidase activity; ATP-dependent peptidase activity. Gene Ontology annotation, cellular component: endopeptidase Clp complex.